Molecule: messenger RNA, 1983 nt
Organism: Rhincodon typus (whale shark)
Lineage: Eukaryota; Metazoa; Chordata; Chondrichthyes; Orectolobiformes; Rhincodontidae
Exons: 7
Coding region: 97-1026 (309 amino acids)
Source: RefSeq, a predicted model, not a curated record
UGUUCUUCAGCAAUGUGCAAAGAGAUCAUUUUCUUAUGAUUGGAACAUUGGUAGAAGUUUAUCUUAAAGAGUAGACUUAAUACUAAAAUUCCAACUAUGUUGCUUCUCCGUGUUACCUUUCCAGUCAUUUUGAUACUGUUGACUAGUACAUCUACUGAACAGACUUCAGAAACUCUACUUUCACACCCAGACAUCAAGAACACUACAACAUCAGAUAAUUGCAAAAAUACUCGUGACUAUGAGCCAUGUUUGAAGAACACUUGUCCAGAGUACAUGCCUUGCUAUUGUAAGGACGAGAAAGAAUACUGCCGGUGUACAAACUUUAAAGGUCCCUUGGGGGAUUACUGGAAUUUGGGAACCAAAUGUGAACAGCAAUGGAAUACCCUAGACCUGAUUCUCAUAGCUGUAAUUCCUGGAGUUUGUCUUCUCGUUAUUUUUGCUGUCUGUGUGCAAUGUGUCUGCAGCUGCAAGAAACUGAACUACAUUGAGAAAGCCAAUAAAAGAAAAGAAUUAAUUGAAAAGAAAAUCACCCGUACGUGUCCCGUGAUAAUCAGCGAUCACCAGAAUGCAGGUUUUCUGAAUGAUGAAGACAACGACGAAGACCUGAGUAGUAAACACCAAAAUACGAUUUAUCCUCUAAGAAUUCCAAAGGUGAAUACACCUUACCUGGACUGGAAAGAACAAAGCCAUGAUUACCAAAUGAUGUAUAUUCCUAAAGAGAAUAUCAGUUACCAUCAGCCUGAAACGAAUAUAGGCAGAAUGAAUUUUUCAUCUCUUAUGAGCCAUGCAAAUUCUUCACACCAUGAACGUCAACAUGCCAUUUCCCAAUACAGUCCAUUUAAUGAAUUUCCUGGGCAGGCCUAUGAGAUAACUCCAGCAGUAGCCAUUAAUAGGCCUGAGGUAAAGGGGCUUCAAGUUUUGGCCCCUGAAGGACCCAGACCAAGUUUCCAAAGGGGACAAUUAUUUGAGGAUCUACGUUAUCAGCAAUCUCACAACCCUGUCGUAUAUGGAAGGCCUCAAUAUUAAGCAGCAAAGAUACAAUGAAUGAAAUAAUCUAAUCUCUUUUAAGCAUGGAAAGUGAACAUUAGCUCUGUUAGCAAAUUAAUUGCUUAGCAAAUCAAUUCAACUAAAAAAAAUCCAUAAAUGAUCAAUUAAUAAAUAUUACAGUUGUAAAAUGAAAUGCAAUGCUGGAGAUCUUGGACCUGACCUCUCCAACAAAGUCAAUAGCGAUGAAUGUUUUCACACUGUAGGGAGUCUAAGUCUAAGAAUUAAGAUUUUUUGCAUGUUCUGCUUUUGAAAAUUUGUGCUCGAAUCAUGCUUUUAUAUUACAAGGGAGUGUGCACAAGAAUGUAACUCUUUCUUAUUUCAUGUAUAGAAGCCUCGAUUUUAAAUCCUAAAGGAUAUUUGUUGAACUGGGGUUGAAGUAGAAGGAUAAUAUCCACUCCACCACAGCAUGAGGUCCAUUGUAGUUAGGCAUGUGAUAGCAGGGUGUGGCAAGUUAGCAGGCCUUUCCAGUUGAGGGAAGCAAGCUUAGGGCAGUAAAGACCCAAGGUUUCCCGGUGGAGAUCAGAAAGACACAUGUUCUUCAUGUACGAUAGGGUAACAAAAAAAAUUUACAAUUACGUGAAUGGAAAGGAAAGCAGGCUUGGUGUAUUACAUCUAACCAAUUUUCUAUCACCAGUUUCCUGCUUUCUCGUCAAAGUUAAAAUGUACUCUUGCUAAUAUCAUUUACAGCCUUCAGGAAUGUGGGAUUAGUGGUAGUUGCAUAACUAGUAUUAUUAAUAAGCAUUUGCAUAGUUCAUGUUUUAUUUACUAAUUUUUUUUCUGUUUUGGCUAAUUCUAUUCAUCUCUGUCUGAAGCUGUCUUUUCAUGAUAUUGUUACUUUAUCAAGAAUGUUUUAACCAACAAAGUCAUAAUGUUUAAUUUUUAAAAAUUCAUUCACAAGACAAGGGCAUCACUGGCUGGGCAUUUAUUGCCUAUCCC